Penicillium mononematosum is the source of this 1992-nucleotide messenger RNA. RefSeq lists its product as uncharacterized. Bases 1 to 1992 code for a protein of 663 amino acids. The transcript has a single exon. NCBI's taxonomy places the organism in Eukaryota, Fungi, Ascomycota, Eurotiomycetes, Eurotiales, Aspergillaceae. The record is from RefSeq and is a predicted model, not a curated record.
AUGCCAGAGAACUUGACUGAGCAAUCUCGAGCCACUCGCAAAGGCCCAGCCGCAGGAACAGGCCAUGAGGGCUAUGGAAAAUAUGGACAGCGCGGCCGCAAAGCAAGUGGUAGUAGUAGCACCGGGACGAGAACCAGAUCAACAAGCACGACACGGAGUGGCGCUAGCAAAGGAAGUCAAUCGAGUCGCCCGGAGUUGGACAUUGACGAUUUUCUAAUGAGCCGCCUGGAGCCCGUCAUUAUAAAUGGUGGUGGACUAGACGGUGCAUCGCUGUCACGAACACAAAGCGAGCAGAGUUUCAGCAGUGUGAGCGUUGCGUCGACUUCGAACUUGCCGCAGCAAACUCUGCUAUCCUACACGACUGGCCAGUCCACUGAAUCCCUCGCAACUUCAACGGGGACAUUCGGUGAGACUAUCACGCCAAAUUAUUCUAAUGGCAUCAAGCCGAUAGAAAGCAAGAGCCCUGAGCACCAAUCCAACGGGAAUGAUCGUCCAAAUGCAUCGAAGUCACGCAUGCCCGUCCCAAGAGGGAAGAGACACGGCAUGUUUGCGAACCCCCAGGAUGCUAUCACAAACACGUCCCUUCCUAGCCAAAAGUCAAGCACUGCUACCUCACACCAACCGAAGCGUGCUCAAAGGUCCCCCGAAAAGACCACCAAUCCUGAGCAGGCUGAGAAGGAACAAGCCAAGAAAGGAAAGACCUCCAUGUGGAACUUCUUCCAGAAGAACCGCGCCAACGAACAGAAGAGCUCAAUUCCUCCAACGACUUCAUCCCAAACCGCAAAACUUCAUGCGGCGAUCUCCCCGGUUCUGAACACUCGGCCCGUGGCCCACUACGCUUUGGUGGAUGCUGAUUCCGACGAGCUCGACGAAAUCAUCAAGAACAUCGAGGACUCACCACCAACAGAGGAGGAAACGAUUUUCCACCCCGUGGAAAUCCCAAGAGGUUUGAGCAUCAGAAAAAGAAAGCCCUCAAUCCUGUUGCCAUCUCCGCCAAGCAUGCAUAGUGAGUUUGAAAAUGAUCGCCCAUCGCCGAAGACAGCCAUGUUCAACCGCAACCUUAUGGCCCCGGAGCUCGAGAUACCACCUGAACAACGCCCGCGCUUGGCCUCUGUCGGUCGGAUCCCACGGGUAGUUUCGCGGCGCGAUAGACAUCAUCAUCCCGCCAUGCAGUCUUUCUCGCGUCCGUUUAGUGUUGCCGAAUCGCCUUCCCUCACAAUUCCAACGACAGAACGCUCAUACGAAUCUCCACCUGUCGCCAACGUUCCAUUGAAUCUGGAGAUUGGUCCAAGCGAAUCUUUUGACUGGGGCCAUGGGUUCAAUCCGACUUUUAGCGCUUCCGAGGAAACCAGCGCCUUGGAGUUCCUUGCCGGCCCAUUCUUAAACUAUGAAUUCCUUCAAUUUCCGCCGAAGAAAGGCUCGACCUCGUCGGAUAGCUCUGGGGCUCUGGCUGCCGUUACGGCUGUGCCCCCGAUUCCAGGUUCCCCGCCAACUGAGGACGAGGUGUGGAACGAAUACGAUGAUCUUAUUGAUCACGUCCUGUCGCCAGAUGAACCGAAGCCCGAGGAGACGGAGAAGUCCGAAGAAGAGGACAGAUUUGAACUUGCAACGAUGGCAAGUAGGGCUCUCCAGGAUGAGUUGAAUAAUGCCAAUCAUCCUCAGUCAGUACCUGGUGGCAACUCAGUCCGCUCGAGUGGCAGCUCUGUUCAUCUUCGCCGUUCUCAGAUUGUCUCUGCCUUGCGAUCGUCUACCGCUCCUUCGUCUCAACCGUCUUAUAGUGAUCUUGUUGCUGGUAAUAGAGGCUCAAAUGAGGAGAAGACCCAGCCGGCUGUCCACCCUACCGAGCAGCCUUCUUCAACAGAUCAGCGCCGUGAACAGCAGUCGACGUUUCUCAACUCGCUCGCUGCUGUCCCUUCGCCUGAGACCAAAACACCACCGAGAACAAGAAGCCGCAUCUUCGGAGCGCGAGUGGGAUGCGGUGACGCGGACUAA